Ilyonectria robusta is the source of this 2271-nucleotide messenger RNA. Its product is annotated as alpha-L-fucosidase. The record is from RefSeq and is a predicted model, not a curated record. Bases 1 to 2271 code for a protein of 756 amino acids. The transcript is spliced from 2 exons. Gene Ontology annotation, biological process: carbohydrate metabolic process. Lineage: Eukaryota; Fungi; Ascomycota; Sordariomycetes; Hypocreales; Nectriaceae. Gene Ontology annotation, molecular function: alpha-L-fucosidase activity.
AUGGAGCAAGGUGAUCGGCGUCUCCAUCUCCACUACUCGGCACCGGCAACGGAGUGGGCUCAGGCGCUGCCCAUCGGCAACGGCCGGCUUGGAUGUAUGAUCCACGGGCGGCCCUCGACUGAGCUAUGGCAGCUCAACGAGGACUCGGUGUGGUACGGCGGUCCACAGGAGAGAACGCCAAGGGACGCGUUCAAGCACCUUGGCACCCUGCGACAACUUAUCCGGGAUGCCAAACACGCAGAGGCCGAGGAGUUGGUCCGGACGGCCUUUUUUGCGGCGCCCGCGACGAUGAGACACUAUGAGCCGCUAGGAAGUUGCUCUCUCGAGUUUGGACACACUGGCGAAUUGACCAACUAUCGUCGCCUUCUCGAUCUUGGGUCCGCCGUGCACACAGUCAAAUACGACCAUGACGGCGUCUCGCACGAAAGACAGAGCUUCGCCAGCCAUCCAGAUGGCGCCCUUGUUACUCAAAUCACAUCGUCGAAGCCAAUUCGCUUCAUCAUUCGCUUAAAUCGGGUUGGUGAGCAGGAAUGGGACUCCAACGAGUUUCUUGACAGUAUUCAGGCUACCGACAACCGCAUCGUCUUACACGCCACCCCAGGCGGUCGCAACAGCAAUCGUCUAUGUAUCGUGUUAGGAGUUCGUGUUCCGGCAGACGGGUCUGUAGAAGCAAUUGGGGGCAGUUUAAUCGUGCACUCCUCAUCAUGCGUGGUUUCCAUCGGCGCCCAUACUACAUACAGGCAUGAGGACCCUGAGCUUGCAGCCAGGCAGAAUGUCGACGCCGCAUUGAGCAAGUCUUGGGACGACCUCCUGGCCACACAUUCCGCGGAUUACCGGGGGCUAUUUACAAGGACAAGUCUUGCUAUGAGGCCCGAUGCCAGCCAUAUACCGACUGAUGAGCGGAUCAAGAACCAUCGAGACCCGGGGCUUGUUGCACUCUACCACAACUACGGGCGCUAUCUACUCAUCUCUUCGAGCCGACCUGGACUCAAGUCCUUGCCAGCGAAUCUUCAAGGAAUAUGGAACCCAUCAUUCUCUCCACCCUGGGGGUGCAAGUACACGAUCAAUAUCAACAUCCAAAUGAAUUACUGGCCUGUUGGCUCAAGCAAUUUAUUCGAAUGUGCUUUACCCUUGCUCGAGCUCGUCCAACGGAUAGCCAUCAGAGGGCGGGUCACUGCAAAGACCAUGUACGGCUGCAAAGGAUGGUGCGCCCAUCACAACACAGACAUCUGGGCCGACACAGAUCCCGCUGAUCAGUGGAUGCCUUCUACACUAUGGCCGCUCGGGGGAGUGUGGUUGUGCAUGGAUCUUGUGGAGUUGCUACAGUAUCGAUACAAUCGCGCGCUUCAUGAGCAAGUCGCACCUCUGCUUGAGGGAUGCAUCGAGUUUAUUGUGGAUUUCCUAAUCCCGUCCAAGGAUGGCAAACACUUGGUGACAUGUCCAUCACUCUCGCCGGAGAACACUUUCAUCUCGGGCAACGGCUCCAUGGGCAUUUUAUGCGAAGGCUCUGUCAUCGACAUCACCAUCAUCCGCAUCGCGUUUGAGCAGUACCUUUGGAGUCACCAGAAGCUCCCAACAUCAGCAAGCAGUGAGCUUGUAGCCAAGGUCCACAAGAUUCUUAAUCCGACCGGUCCCCUCGAUCCACGCCUGCCCGACAUGAAGAUUAACCCGCAGGGGUUGAUCCAGGAAUGGGGUCUAGAGGACUAUGGCGAGCACGAACCAGGACAUCGACAUGUCUCCCAUCUAUUCGGGCUCUAUCCUGGCAACAUAAUCCAUCCAGGCACUACACCAGAGUUAGCUGCAGCCGCACGGAAGGUCCUCGAUCGCCGAGCUGCGCAUGGAGGCGGGCACACGGGAUGGAGUCGAGCAUGGUUGCUGAAUCUCCACGCGCGACUCCGUGACGCCGAAGGGUGUGCCAAGCACAUGGACCAGCUGUUGGAGAGCUCGACUCUUCCAAACAUGCUUGACAGCCAUCCGCCGUUCCAGAUUGAUGGCAACUUUGGGGGGUGCUCAGGCAUCCUUGAAUGUCUCGUACAAUCGAGGAUAGAUCAUGACAGUGAGGGGCCAUUUACUGCUAUCUACUUGCUCCCAGCUUGUCCCACCGAUUGGAGCAGUGGUCGGCUGAAGGAUGUUGGGGUGAAGGGCGGUUGGGCUGCUUCGUUUUCUUGGGAAGAGGGAAAGAUCCAAACGCCGACCUCGGCAAACCGAGGCUCAUGUCUUGAUUCUUCCUCGUCAACGCGCGUCAAGAAGGCUACCCUGGAGCCGCAUUGA